GGAUUUGCAGAGGGACGUCUACCGCUGUGCGCCACACUGUUUGGCUUCAGUCAGCGUGGUGCAGCAGCAGAUACACACACACACACACACGCACGCGCGCACACAAAUACAUGCACGCGCGUACAGACACACCUGCACGCACAGCGGACGACAAGUUAAUAAACAUCUAAGAGGACGGCGGGGAAGUUUUACCAGACACAAGUUGGCCGGAAAGCGGAGAGAAUCGAAGAGGAGUUUAGCAACGAGGAGGAAUCUAUUCGGCCACUGGCAGAGGAAAGUCGUGCUGACAUGGAUGUAACUCUCCCUUUGGACUCCGCAGGGGGAAACUGAGAAAGAAUCUCGAAAAUCUUGGGGACUUGUUUUCACUUGAGCAACAGAUGAAUGUUUAAAAAGAAGGAGCCAAAAUGAAGACAGCUGCCAAGGGUUUUGCAAAGUCUACAAUGGACCCUCCGCACCGCUGGGGUUGGUGGAACAGGAGGAUUGUGCUAAUGGUGUAUGUGGCCUUGGAGCUUGUAACAAUUACUUUGCCUUUGGUGCAAGGGACUCUUGAACUGCAGCUAGAUGAGGAACAGCCCGCAGGCACAAUUGUAGGGGACAUUAGUGCGGGACUUCCUCCUGGCAAAACAGCAUCCUCUUACUUCAUCUCAGACCACGAGGGAACCGGCGUGGGGAGUGAUUUGGACAUAGAUGAGAGCACAGGCAUUAUUAAAACCGCCAAAGUUCUGGACAGGGAACUGAGGGACAGAUACAACUUCAUUGCAGUCACCAUGACAGGCAUGACCGUGGAGGUGACCAUCAAGGUGAAUGACAUAAAUGACCACGUCCCUACGUUCCCAAGAAAAAGGGCCAUGUUUAAAAUCCCCGAGCAGACAGCCAUCGGCACCAGGUUUCCUCUUGAGCCAGCUGUUGAUGCUGAUAAGGGCCAGCUUACAACACAGGGUUACGUUAUCAAGGACGGAAAUGUUGGCCAGGCAUUCACCUUGGAGACCAGGAGGGGAAGCAAUGAGGUUCUCUAUGUGGACUUGGCGGUCAAUGCCAUUCUGGACCGAGAGAAAAGAUCCACCUACACUUUAUCUCUGGAGGCCUUUGAUGGUGGUUCCCCGAAAAGGACUGAUCAAAUGACGUUAGAUAUCACUGUACAAGACAUUAAUGACAACGCUCCAAUUUUCAACCAGAGCCGCUACCAUGCCAUAAUAUCAGAGAACCUUCAGCCAGGAAGCAACAUCCUGCAGGUGUUUGCUACAGACGUUGAUGAAGGAGCCAAUGGGAUGGUGCUGUAUGAAAUCAACAGGAGACAAAGCGACCCGGACCGAUACUUUGUCAUUGACUCUCGCACAGGCAUCAUUGCACUCAACAAGCCGCUGGACUUUGAGAUGAGGAGGGUGCACGAGCUGGUGGUGCAGGCGCAAGACAACGCUACGCAGCCGGAGGUGACCAAUGCCUUCGUCACCAUCCACGUCAGAGACUAUAACGACAACCAGCCCACCAUGACCAUCAUCUUUCUCAGUGAAGAUGGCUCCCCGAGGGUCUCUGAGGGCGCACAGCCCGGCCAGUACGUAGCCAGGAUCUCAGUCACUGAUCCAGACUAUGGCGAGUACGCCAAUGUCAAUGUGUCCCUAGAGGGAGGAGAUGGAAAGUUUGCCUUGACCACUAAGGAUAGCAUCAUCUAUCUGAUGUGUGUCGACCAGAUUCUGGACCGGGAGGAGAGAGACAGCUACGGGCUGAGGGUGACGGCAACGGAUUCAGGCACUCCUCCUCUCAGGGCGGAGUCCUCCUUUAUCAUCCAGGUCAUUGAUAUCAACGACAACCCUCCUAAAUUCGAUCAGCCAGUGUACAGGCAGGUGAUCCCUGAAGUGGUGUUUCCGGGGAGCUUUGUACUACAAGUGACAGCUAGAGACAAAGACCAGGGGCCGAAUGGGGACAUUAACUACAGCAUCCUAGAUGACCAUGGUUCUCACGCCAACUGGUUCAGCAUAGACUCCAUAACGGGAAUUAUCACCACUCUCUCCCAACUGGAUUAUGAAAACAACCCCAAUCCCAGUAUCACUGUGGUGGCUACAGAUGGAGGAAAACCACCCCUGUCCUCCACUGCGGUGGUAAACGUUGUGCUUCAGGAUGUAAAUGACAAUGAGCCCGUUUUUGAGAGAAACUUCUACAAUGUGUCCAUCAAGGAGAACACAGCUCCAUGGACCUGCAUUCUUGAGGUGACUGCGACAGAUGCAGACGGCGGCUCCUUUGGCUCCAUCACCUACUCGCUUGGCUCUGGCGUUAGCAGCGUGGUUCCGUCUCAGUUCACCAUUGGCAAGGAGACUGGCCAGAUCUGCACCAGCGCUUCACUAGACAGAGAUCAAGGGCCAGUCAGCUUCGACUUCGCUGUAACUGCAGUGGACGGGGGCGGACUGAGCUCAGUAGCCUAUGUAAAGGUAGACCUGGCCGACAUUAACGAUAACAGACCCGCCUUCUACCCAGUCAGCUACGCUGUCAGUUUGAGCACGCAGAGCGCUCCUGGGACGUCUGUCGUCAGAGUGACCGCCUAUGACCCGGACUCGGGCGAAAAUGGCAGAAUUACAUACAAAACAGUACCUGGAGGGGGCUCCCCUUACUUUACUCUCAACAAAGAAACAGGAGUGAUCUCCCUGUCUCGGUCUGUCUACGGGAAGGCCAACUCUGUCAUCCCCAUGGAAAUCUCUGCGCAGGACGGUGGCGGCCUGGUUGCCCUCGUUAGUGCCAGGGUCAACAUUAGCGUGGUGGCGGGGCUGGUGGCCCCACCUGUGUUUGAACAGACUCAGUACCACUUUUCUGUAUCAGAGGACGUCUUGCGGGGGACAGCCGUAGGCGUCGUCCAGGCUAGCACUAAGACAGGCACCUCUCGAGAUAUCUCCUACACCAUCAGUUCUGGCGACCCAGGGGGCUACUUCACCGUGGACCCUGACACUGGGGCCAUAAGGACCAGUGUGCCACUGGAUCACGAAGACCAGUCAGCUCUUGAUUUGGAGGUGCAGGCCCGCAGUGGCAACCCCCCUGCGUUUGGCCACACGCGUGUCCACAUUGACAUCGCAGACACCAACGAUAACCCGCCGGUUUUCCUGCCCUCGUCCUCCGAGUCCCUGCUGCUGCCGGAACAUACAGAAAUGGGCACGGUGGUGUAUCGUGUCCAAGCUGAGGACAGAGACUCUGGGGUUAAUGGGCAACUCACCUUUGACCUCUCUUCUCCAAGUGGAAUCCAGAGGACCUUUAGCAUAGAGCGCAGCAAUGGAGAGAUCCGAUUGGUGGGGAGCCUCAACUAUGAGAUUGCUCCCCGCUAUGACCUACAGGUGAUCGCCAAGGAUGGUGGAGUGCCACAACUUAGCGCCACCUUUGUGCUGGUGGUUCAUGUCCAGGCCGAGAAUGAUCAGGGACCUGUAUUCGACACCCUCACCUACCGCGUAGAGCUAAAAGAAGGGACUCCGAUAAACACGCGUUUCCUGCAGGUCAGGGCUCUGAACAGAGAAACCUCAGGCUCCGGUUACCUCAGUCCCUUAGCAUACCGCCUUCGUCCAGAUGGAGAUGCUGCAGGCUUUGGCAUUGCUGCAGACAGUGGCUGGCUGUUUGUGAAGAAUUCCCUAGACAGAGAAGUCAAGGACAUGUAUCUCAUAACAGUGCUGGCCAGCCAAGGUUAUGGACAGUUGAAGAAGACGGGUAGUGCCACAGUGCGGAUAUCGGUGACUGAUGAGAAUGACAACUCUCCUCGGCUGACACAGGAGAGGGUCUUCAUGGCCGCGAGAGAAAACCUGCCCGCGGGAACAGGUUUUGGUCAUGUGACGGCGUCAGACCGGGACAGUGGCCCUAACGGACGCCUCAGCUACCAAUUCCUGCACCCUGAUCGCCACUUCCAGAUUAACUCCCACACAGGUGAGAUCAGUACAAGGACUACUCUGGACAGAGAGCAGCAGUCGAGCUACCAGCUGGUGAUGGUGGUUCAAGACGGAGGUUCACCCCCUCGCAGCGCCACAGGCACGGCAUUCAUCACCGUCCUGGACGAUAACGACAAUGACCCUGCUUUCAUCCACAGCCAAGCGGGCAAACAUCUCAUCAUACAGGUGACAGAAGGUCAGUCGUCCGGGGUUUUACUGGGAACGCUACAGGCCAAAGAUCCCGAUGAAGGGGAGAAUGGAACUGUAUUCUACGCUUUGUCAGGUCCCAGAGCCGAGCGUUUUUCUUUGAACCCCAACACUGGGGAGCUGCGUUCAGCGUCCCCUCUGAGCCACUCCGAGCGGGCCGAGUACACCCUGACGGUGACAGCUACUGACAGAGGACCUUCCCCUCGCAGCACCUCCUGCCCCGUCACCAUUCAGGUUCUCAGCAUUAACAGACCAACUUCUCAGACCAAUUCAUUUUCCAUGUCCUUCAACUCUGUCGAGGAGGCCAAACCUGGAUCUGUUAUUGGCUCAGUCCAGAUUCCCGAUAGAGAAGAAACCCCUGAAGAAGGGGAGGUGACCUACACGGUGGUAGGGGGUACGGACCGAGAUGGGACCUUUGUUGUGGACCGUAUGACCGGAAACGUGUACCUAGCUCGUCCUCUUGACUAUGAGCGAGACGCGCGUUACUCCCUGGAGAUUGAGGUGGAUAACCUCUCCGAGGCCCAUCCCAGCAGUACCCUGGUGCACCUGGACAUUAACGUAGAGGACAGCAAUGACCACACCCCUCAGUUCCCCGAGGACCCCAUCACAAUCGUUAUCUCCGAAAACAUGAUGCCCGGCUCUUCCGUCUAUACCUUCCAGGCCACAGAUAAAGACGGCAGUGGUCCGAACAGCGAGCUGACGUACUCCAUUUUUCACCAGUGGCCAAACGCCCCCGGCCUGCUGACCCUCAACCCUUCCACUGGGGUUCUCUCGUUGGGCCGGGAGCUGGACCAUGAAGUGACGCCUAACCUGAUGCUGGUCGUAAAGGCGACAGACUCUGCCCACGACGCCAGCCAGAGGCGCUGGGGUUCUGUCACGGCGAGGGUGUAUGUAACCGAUGAGAACGACAAUCCGCCGGUGUUCAGCUCGCCAACGGCUGUGAGCGUGAUGGAAGACCAGCCGGUGGGGUUUGUGGCGCUCUAUGUCAUUGCCAGAGAUGCAGACCAGGGGGAGAAUGGCAGAGUGACCUACAGCAUCCAGUCAGGCAACACCGGGGGAACAUUUGGCCUCAACACUAACACGGGCUCUCUGUCUAUUUUCAAACCUUUGGACCGUGAGGAACAGGACGUCUUUAACCUCACAAUAACCGCUGAGGAUCAUGGGACACCCCAACGCUCGUCCAGCCAGCUGCUGUGUGUCCAUGUGAUUGAUGUUAACGAUGAGGUGCCCCGGUUUGAGGAGAGCCAGUAUGAAGCCCAGAUCUCUGAAAACCAGCCACCAGGAACUAGUGUGUUGACGGUGUCCGCCUCUGAUCUGGAUCAAGGAACCAAUGGACAGGUGACAUACGGGGGGAUCUCAGAGGAGGGUUUCAGCAUCAAUCCAGGAACAGGCGUAAUAACUACCUCAAAGUGGCUCGACAGGGAGCUUCGGGAGUACUACACCUUGACAGUUUAUGCAAAAGACGAAGGCCUUCCUCCCAAUUAUGCCAAAGCCACAGUGAGGAUCAGAGUGCUUGAUAAGAAUGACAACGCCCCUUUCUUUGGACGACUCUACUACAGAAUAGAGGUGCCCGAAAACCUAGAAACAUUACCUCUUUUUACUCUAAAAGCCACGGACAAGGAUGCAGGAGAUAGCGGGGUAAUCUACUACAAAAUUACAGAUGGUGAUCCCUUGGGGGACUUCCUCAUGGACGGACAGUUUGGUGUGUUGUCCACCUCGAGGUCUUUGGAUCGAGAGAGGAGGGCCGGAUACACGCUGACAGUCACGGCUCAGGAUCUGGGCCAACCUCCACUCAGCAGCUCUGCUACAGUUGAGGUGACUGUUUUGGACAUCAAUGAUCACAGCCCUCAGUUUCAGAGUAGCAGUUACACUGCUGACGUUUCGGAAGAUGUUCCCAUCGGCUCGCUGGUCCUAGAGGUGAAAGCUAUUGAUCUGGAUCAAGGCCCCAACAGCCAGGUGCUGUACUUUCUGAGCAGCGGCUCCAAAAGCAUGUUCAUUAUAGACGAGGACACAGGACGCAUCAUCACAGCAGCGCCCCUAGACAGAGAAAGAACUGCUUCUUACACCUUUGGCGUGUGUGCUACUGAUUCCUCCCCUGCAAACCCACGUAACUCCACUGUUCAGGUGACCGUCCACAUUCAGGACGUGAACGACAAUGCACCCUACUUCAUCCAGGACCCGCUUAUUGUCAACAUCUCUGCCAGCACCGUGUCCAGCCGCCGCGUGCUGGCCACCAUGAGGGCAGAAGACAAGGACUUUGGUGCAAAUGGCUCUGUGUUCUAUCGUUUCGCCAACCCUGUGAGGGGUUUCACCAUCAACUCCCUGACGGGAGACAUCCAGGCCACAGAGAGGCUGCAGGCUCUGACCCAAAGCCAGAGAACUUUGAUAAUUCAGGCCAUGGAUCAGGGAAACCCCGCUCAAUCCUCCUUGGGAGUGGUGAUCAUUUAUAUCAAGGAACAGAGCUACAGAGGGAUUCGCUUCUCCCGCACGGCUCGAGACGUCAGUCUGCAAGAGAACGCUGCAAAAGGCACAGUAGUGACACAGACUGAGGCUAAGUACCCCGAUGGCUCUCAAACUGGUAUCAGCUACAGUUUUUUCAGUGGAAACAGAAUGCAAUCUUUUGGAAUAAACUCCAUUACGGGUGAAAUAUGGGUCCAGAGAUCUGAAGAACUGGACUUUGAGGAGGCCCCUAAACUCCGCCUUGUGGUGAAAGCUGAGACAGCCUCCUCCAGUUCCUACAUGGCUGUCAACUUGAUCCUGCAGGACAUCAAUGACAACUGGCCCCGCUUUGAACUCCAGAACUAUGUGGCCUAUAUUAGAGAGGCACAGGGCUAUGAUUUUCCCAUCAUUCAGGUUUCUGCAGAUGACCUGGACCAGGGACAAAAUGGUCAGGUAACGUACUCCAUCAGGUCAUCAUCCAUGAGCGGCUUGUUUAAGAUAGACCCACUGACCGGCAGCAUCACAACUGCAGCCAUAAUGGACAGAGAGAUCUGGACCCAAACCAAGCUCGUUGUUACGGCAACAGACCGGGGUACCCCGCGGCUGGCUGGCUCGGCCACUCUCACUGUGAUUGUCAUCGACCUCAAUGACAACAGUCCCAUGAUUCCUCUGCAUCGGGAGAUCCGAGUGCCCGAGGAUACUCUGAUGGGCACAGUUAUUACCCAAGUAACGGGAAAUGACGUUGACUCGGGACCGGCCCUCUCUUACACGCUACACCUCGACGCAAAAAUCCAAGGCGUGUUUGGAAUUCAUCGUUAUGGAGGAGGGUUGUCUCUGACUGGCCUUCUGGACUACGAGGACAGGACGUGGUACACUCUGACUGUCCGCUCAUCUGACUCUGUGCAUCAAAGCGAGGCUAACAUCACUGUGCUAGUGGACGAUGUGAACGAUAACGCACCGACCUUUACUCAAGACUCGUAUCAGGUCACUGUAUCAGAGCACCUCCCUGCAGGCAGUCCAGUCAUCACAGUAACAGCCACUGACCGUGACUCUGGAGAGAACGGGAAGAUAACCUACAGAGUGAUGUCUUCAACGAGGAGCGUCUUCCACAUCGACCCAAGCAACGGUACUCUGUUUGUCUACCAACAAACAGAGUUUGAUUUCAAGAAUCCCUACAUCCUGGUGGUAAUUGAGGUGCGGGACCAGGGCACUCCAUCCCUUUCAUCUACUGCCACUGUCCAGGUCCAAGUUUCCGACGUCAAUGACAAUGCCCCAAUCUUCCACCAGUCAGAGUACAGAGCCACUGUGUGUGAAGAUGGGCUUCCUGGAUCAACUGUUCUGACCUUAGAAGCUGUGGACGCAGACCUGUCGCGGGACAACUGUGGCUUUGAUUUUGCCAUUGCCAGUGGAAACUCGGGUAACACCUUCCAGAUUGAGAGCAGCGUGCGCUUCUUGGAAGGCUUGGGCUUCCAGACAGUCGGCAGCCUGAUCCUGGUAGAGGAGCUGGACUUUGAAGCAGUGCCGAGUUAUAACCUGACAGUGGUGGUGUCAGAUCGAGGAAUCCCUCAGCGCAGCUCCAGCGUUCCCAUUCUCAUCAGCGUCACGGAUGCCAAUGACAACCCUCCGGCCUUCGGCCGAGCAGAGUACAGCGCCGUGCUGAGUGAGGGGGCAGCGGUAGGUACGGAGCUCUUGCAUCUGUCUGCCACGGAUCCAGACUCCGCUCCCAAUGCGGAGGUGCAGUACUCCAUAAGCUCAGGGGACGAGACGGACCUGUUCCAGGUGGACCGGUGGACCGGUGCCUUGAGGCUGCAGAGGCCUGUGGACAGUGAGAGGCAGUGGGCCCAUAUGAUUGUUGUCACAGCUACAGACGGUCAUGGUCACUAUGCUUUGGCCACAGUCAGUAUUGAGGUGAAGGACAUCAAUGACAAUCGGCCUUUCUUUCCCCUCAAACUGAUAACAGCGAGCAUCAGGGAAAACCAACCCCAGAAGGCCUUGGUCACCAUGCUGCAUGCAAUCGACCAUGACAGAGGUGUUUUUGGACAGUUGCGGUACUACAUGUUAGACAGCUCUAAAGAGGGGAGAGACGCUUUCCUCAUCAACCAAACAUCCGGAGAAUUACGGACUCGUUCUACUUUUGACUUCGAAAGGGCAAACUCCUUCCAUUUUGUGGCUGUGGCUAUGGAUGCCGGCAACUAUUCGGCUACUGUAACAGUGCAGAUUUAUGUCACAGGGGAGGAUGAAUAUGAUCCCGUUUUCGCUUCCUCAGAGUUGUCAUUUGAAGUUCCAGAGGGAGCAAAGAAAGGUGACACCAUUGGAAAAUUGCAAGCCAGAGACGAAGACGGAGGCGUAGACGGCAUUGUCCUUUACUCUCUAGCAGACAGUUCACCUUAUUUUGAAGUGAAUAAAUCCACAGGAGCUCUUUCCUUGAAGAUGGACAGCUACAAUAGACAUGUGAGUCGCUCUAAAAGGGAGGCGCGUCUAAUGACACUGGAGGUGACCGCUCACAGCCCUCUGGAGACGUCCCGCCGAGCAGUGGCCAGAGUGUCCAUAGAUGUGACCCACACAAGUUUUGGUCUCACCACAGAUUUGAAUAUACUGCUUGUCAGCAUCAUUGCAGUUUCACUCGGGACCGUAGUCAUAUUAAUAGUAAUUGCUGUUGCGCUCUUUUUCGUUAGAUUAAGGCGUCAGAGAAAGGAGAGAAAGUCACACAGGAAACCUCAAGUGUCUGGCACGAUGCUGCACAAGUUUGAGGAAACAAAGAUUGCAGCGAGUGAGAUGAUUUACCAUCAGGCCCUUCCGGGAUACUCGGCUGAUCCGAGCGGCAGCGCUGGGCCUCCGUACACCCGCGGAGGAUCCUCGGAUCCCUCCCACUCCAGCGGCCGCGGCUCUGCGGAGGCAGAGGCAGCAGAGGAUGAUGAGAUCAGAAUGAUAAACGAAUACCCUCGGGUGUCAAGCAUCUCCUCCUCGAUGCAGGAGCGCAUCUCCGCCCGAGGUCCGGACUCGGGGAUCCAGCAGGAUGCAGAUCAGCUGUCGGAUGUGUCCUGCGAGCCUUCCAUAGAUUGGUUCAAAGGAAAGAAACUGGGCAGUCUGAAUGGUACGUUAUUAGCUGGCCAGUUGCCAGUUUACAGGGACGAGGGGUGUGGGUACGGGGGCGUGGGACGGGGACUCAGCAUCUCCCACCCAAAGGAUUACACUUUCCCAGAGGACGGGAAGCCUGCUGUAGACGGCUCCCUGACAGCCGUCGUGGCCAGCGACGAGGAGCUGAGGGGCAGCUACAACUGGGACUACCUGCUCAACUGGUGUCCGCAGUUUCAACCGCUGGCCAACGUCUUUACGGAAAUAGCACGUUUGAAAGACGAGACGACUCCCCCUCACCCUCGCAAGUCGUUUUAUCACAAAGCCAAGGCAGAGUCAAGAAUCGACCCCCCUCCUCUCAUAACCUCCGUGGCCCACCCUGGAGCCAAAACUGUGCCUACGAAGCCUGCUGUGGGCAGGACGUUCCCCCACUUGGCGUCUUUUCGAAGGUCUCCCCUCAGCGCAGAGGGGUCUAUCUCCUCAGUCGCCAUGUCUCCGAGUUUCUCUCCCUCUCUCUCGCCGCUGGCCGCACGUUCUCCCGCAAUCACACCCUUCAGCGUCUCCCAGGGCCCCUCUGCGUCAAUGAUCAGCGCGACCGAACACAACUUAGAACACAGCGAGGAGGCAGAGCUGAGGAUUUGAAACCGAGUCGUUGCUGUCCCAGACUUGUUCUACCGUACGACCACAGGGGCUGCAACCUUAGACGAGUCAAAGGUAUUCUCAUUAUCACGAGCACAGAAGGGCACACUAACUUGUGUUACUCUCUGAAGAAAAACACGACUACAUCACUAACAGGCCAAAUUGGACGAUGCCUUCUUUUGUGUGUGCGUUUUGGAAAAAAACAUCCUCAUUCUUCUGUUGAUCAGUGUUAUUUUGCACAUUUGAAAGGAGAUUCAUACAUGAUGUCAAUAUUUUCUACAAAAGCAUUGUCUAUAUUUUUAUAUUUACAUGUGGUUUCUGACAAGAAAUGGCACUUACGUGUCAUAAGGUUGUUAAACCUUGGAAUAUAUUUCUACAUUUGUAUAUUUGUAGUUUGUACUGUAUACUUGUUGUGCUGUUACUUUGUUUAAUCUGUUGUAAUUAUUAACCUCGAGGUUUUAAAUGAAGCACUUCAUCAAUGCUUUAUCGAUUGGAUUUUGAAGAACAUAUGUUUGUAAAUAUUCAUAGAGGAAGGGACAUCCUUGCUUAAAGAAAUGACACAUGAGUCCAAAUAGACUAUUGUGUGAUCCGAUUUUCCAUGGAUCCAAUGUGGGAUCAAUAUCAAUAUGAAACAUUGAAAAUUGGUCUUACUCAACACACACUACCUUCAUCUUCAGCAAAAGGACAAUGUAACUUGACAUCCAAUGAUCUUGUCCAUCUGGUGCCCUGGCUUUAGUUCUCACAAUGAGCCUUCCUACUCUCAUUGUGCAUUCUGAAUAUGAGGGAAGGGAAAGCAUGGAGCAGCUACGUGGUUAAUGCUACAUUAAGCAGCAGUCUAAUCAUUCCAGAGAAUGUACGACGGUCUUGUUCAUUUAUCUACUCAUCAAAUGUCCCUCACUCAGAUAAUGAAGCGAUGCUACCUAAGCUCUAAUUCAGUGCCAUCUUGACACUGAAAUGUAGGUCUCUUGUAAGCGCUCUUUUCAAUAGCAGUACAAAUAAUACGAUAUGAAUUUAGACUAAUACUAGCAAAUAGAUAAAUAACUUGCAUACAAUUAUGAAUGAAUACAACAGCGGGUGUCGUGGACUCCGCCAGAGAAUGAAUUGAGAAGGAAUUCAUGACAUGAUUCAGAUAAUGCCUGUGCCAUGAAUACAUUUGUGAUGUUGAUGAUAAUUAUUUUUGGCAGCCUUUAAAAAAUAAUGUACAAUAAUGUGUAUUUUAAGUACAUUUAGAACCCCGCUGUGGCCUAAAUGUGGAUUCUUUUUGCUUUCAAAUUAUUGUGAACAUACUCUGUUUGUUUAAUCCCCAGGUUUAGAUCCUUUUCUAACAUUAUUUCAGCAGGAUAACAUUCUAUUCUACACUCUAAGUUCUAUUUAUUAUAUAGGUAGCCCCGAAAAAAUGAGAGGUAUGAAAAAAUAUUUACAGGGAUUCUCUUUUGGCCGUAGCCAAAUAUGAACACCUAUCUCAUAAAAACGUACCUUGUUGUUUGUUUGUUGUUGUUUUUGCUUGUAUUACCUGCAACCUUUCAUAUUUGUCCAAACUGUGAGUAUAUUAGUGCAUUGAAGUUUCUUCGACUGACAAAUGUUCUAGACUCCACAGAAAUGUUUUUGAGCAAAAAGUGCCUGAUUAAAGUACUUAUGUGAACACA
Molecule: messenger RNA, 11899 nt
Organism: Gasterosteus aculeatus aculeatus (three-spined stickleback)
Lineage: Eukaryota; Metazoa; Chordata; Actinopteri; Perciformes; Gasterosteidae
Product: protocadherin-16
Biological process (GO): homophilic cell-cell adhesion
Cellular component (GO): plasma membrane
Molecular function (GO): calcium ion binding
Source: RefSeq, a predicted model, not a curated record